Messenger RNA from Engraulis encrasicolus (European anchovy), 3160 nucleotides. It is a transcript of the gene nlk1, whose product is annotated as nemo-like kinase, type 1. Gene Ontology annotation, molecular function: ATP binding; MAP kinase activity. The transcript is spliced from 12 exons. Gene Ontology annotation, cellular component: cytoplasm; nucleus. Lineage: Eukaryota; Metazoa; Chordata; Actinopteri; Clupeiformes; Engraulidae. The record is from RefSeq and is a predicted model, not a curated record. The coding region runs from base 1300 to 2724 and encodes 474 amino acids. Gene Ontology annotation, biological process: intracellular signal transduction; protein phosphorylation.
CCCUCCUCCUGCUGCUAUCGCCAGCGUCAACAGCUGAUUUGGGGAAACGGGGGACGCGAUCAGAGAGAUAUCGGCAUUCGUGGAAGAAUCAGGCCCAAAGGAAUGGACUAGCUGAGGAACUUCAGCUUGUAACGGGUGCAUUUUUAUUUUGCUUUUUUGGCCACUGAAGUUAGCAAACCACCGGAUCAGACGGCCCGUGGAGGAAGCUAGAGGGCUAGCGAUUUGCUCCAGCUAGCCAACUUUGAGCAUCAUGCUAGUAUUGAUAUAUGUAGCCAGGUCGACUACCUCUUUAUUCUUUUAAAACACUGCCGAUUGAUCUCGGGUGUGACUCUGAUGCGAACUGAAAUCUGGUCAGCUGCGGAUUCGUUGUUGGUGCAAAGGGCACACCGUUGCAGAGGAAGCCGGGAAUAUAGGUCAGUUAGCCGGGUGACACUACUCGGCUCCUCGGCAUCAGGGAGCUAAUACGGCUAGCUCUGUCUGGAGGAAUCUUUGAGCAUGAUUUGGUGAGAAUCUUACACGAAAGAGAAGUGCAACCUCGAGUGCAUGACUGUUUGGCUGUUGGUCAGACGUGUCAGUAAGUUUAAGCUGCGUGUGGCUGCGAGGGUCACCGAGAAACUUGAGUGUAAACACCGCUGGCCACAACAGAGGCGAGCAGACAAAGAUGUUUGUAGGUAGUCAGCCAAGCUCAGAGUGCUAACAGGCUACCGGACGAGCUAAGCCACACAGCUGUGCACGGUGGAAAACGGGUUAUAUUGAGCCAUUUAACAUUUGAGAUAGGGCUGGCAUCUUUGUAAUCCAAACUGUAAGGCAUAUAUGAGUGACGACUACGUCUCCAGACAUUGGUGUUAAUUUGCACAGACAACAGCUGGACUGAGAUCCAAGUAUGUUUUGAUGCACAAAGUGUCAUGGUGGAUAAAAUCGGUCUAAGUGGGUCGAAUCAGUGGUUCCUUUGAACCCACACCACGGCCUCAGAAUUGUGCAAAUCAGGCCAGCAUUUAACUGUUAGUGGCUGGAGGUUUAGCAGGCAUUUUGUUCACAGCCACAGUCACCCAUACACGGAGAGCAGAGGUUGUCACCCCGGUGGUAACAACACUGACGGAACGAGACUUGUUGAUAACCCCAAACAUCAACUGGACAUUUAACUCGCCGUCUCAUCGCCUGUCUGGUUCACUGUCUGAUUGAAGCACACAGCCCUGCUUUGAGCGAUGCUGUGAUGACUGAGGUGAUGUCCUGUGGUUUUUGAGGGCGAGACACUCAGCCACUCCGCCAGUCGGCCCCAGUCCCUUCUUCCCCCGGGGAAUGGCCUUCCAUACCGCCGGGAGACCAGCGCUGUGCAGCACCGUGUUUCCAGCAUCCGAGAUAGGCCACAAGUAUUUCUGCGUCACCGGCACCAGCAACCCCUCUACAGGCCUCGCUGCCAACCCCGACACCAGCGUAGCCGCUUGCCCCGUCGGGACGCCUCGACACCCGGCCUCCCUGGUCGGCAGCAUCGGGGGAGGAGCAGCGGUCCCCCAGCCUCGCAGCAACCCGGCCAGCGAGGUGCCCAAAGCGGCCGAGAUGGAGCCAGAUAGACCCAUCGGAUACGGGGCCUUCGGUGUGGUGUGGUCAGUAACUGACCCGCGGGACGGGCGCAAGGUGGCCUUGAAGAAGAUGCCAAACGUGUUCCAGAAUCUGGUCUCCUGCAAACGCGUCUUCCGAGAACUACGCAUGCUCUGCUUCUUCAAACACGACAACGUGUUGUCAGCCUUGGAUAUCCUCCAGCCUCCACAAAUAGACUGCUUUGAAGAGAUCUACGUGAUAACGGAGCUGAUGCAGAGUGACCUUCACAAGGUCAUUGUGUCUCCUCAGCCUCUCACCACCGACCACAUCAAGGUGUUCCUCUACCAGAUACUGCGAGGUCUGAAGUAUCUGCACUCUGCGGGAAUUCUGCAUCGCGACAUCAAACCUGGCAACCUCCUAGUCAACAGCAACUGUCUGCUCAAGAUCUGUGAUUUCGGGCUGGCCAGGGUGGAGGAGUCUGAUCCGUCACGUCACAUGACACAAGAGGUGGUGACGCAAUACUACAGAGCACCAGAGGUGCUGAUGGGUAGUCGCCACUACGGCUCUGCUAUUGACCUCUGGUCUGUGGGCUGCAUUUUUGCUGAGCUGCUCGGACGCAGGAUCCUCUUCCAAGCCCAGAGCCCUAUACAACAGCUGGACCUCAUCACUGACCUGCUGGGUACGCCGCCUCUCUCUGCCAUGGCAUCCGCCUGCGAAGGAGCACGCGCACACAUACUCAGAGGACCUCACAAACCUCCUUCCCUCUCGGUGCUCUACAUGCUGUCCGAUGCUGCUACCCACGAGGCUGUUCACCUGCUCUGCAGAAUGCUAGUCUUCGACCCAGCUAAGCGUAUCUCUGGCAGUGACGCCCUGUCCCACCCGUACCUGGACGAGGGCCGGCUCCGCUACCACACCUGUAUGUGCCAAUGCUGCUACUCCAUGCCCAGCGGGCGCGUCUACACACCCGACUUCGAACCGCCCGCCGCCCGGCCCUUUAGCCACGCCUACGAGGACACCAUGCUGUCUGUCUGGCAGGGGAAAGAGCUCCUCCAUCGCUUCAUAACGGAGCAUCAGCAGGGGAAGAGAGUUCCGCUCUGCAUCAACCCCCAGAGUGCUGCCUUCAAGACCUUCAUCAGGUCUACUGCGUGGCACUCGUCCAAGGUGUCUCGUAAGGAGGAGAGAUGAAGGAGGGGGUAGCGGGGGCGGUGGACCGUGGGGGACGGAGCCUGACGAGGAGCAUGCUGGGAAGUGGAGUUUAUUGGAGGCUGCAGAGGGGACUUGUGGGAAAUGGAGUUCAUAUGAAGAUGAAGAAGAAGAAGAAGAAGAAGAGGAGGAGGAGUUUUCAACUGGUCUUAGACCACGUAGGAGAGAAGAGAAGAAAGGGAGAAGAAAAGAGGAGGAGAGAUGAAAAGAAGAGAAGAGACUAGUAGAGUUAUUUAUCAUGUAGUAGAAGUGACUAUGGGACGAGUCUCAGAAGCGUACACACACACACACACACAGACACAGACACACACACACACACACAGACACAGACACACACACACACACACUGCACCUAACACUGACCCUUACACUAUAGCUCUGAACGUGCAUAGUGCACACCCUCUGCCGUGUGUGUGUG